AUGUACUUCAGCAAGAACACCAUCUUCGCCCUCGUUGCCAGCGUUGGAUUGGUCUCAGCUGCCCUCCCCAAAGCCAACGAGUACCAAAGCCACGAUUGCUCUGGAAAUCUGAACUACGGCCACCACGCCUUCGACCUUCACAUGGUCACCAUGGACGACUCUAGCCAUUCGGUUUACCAAGCCGGUACUGGUUGGUACCUCUUCGAAGGAAAGACCGGCAACGGCGGACGCUGCGAGGGAGAAAUUUUGGGAACGGUUAUCAGUGGGACUUCUAACUGCUUGGAUCUGGAUAACACCUUCCCUGGAAAGCGUAUCAGGUGUCUUUGCAACCCUCUCAUUGGGGCCAACACGAAUGGCAUCAACUCUUGCCAGUAUGCUUAG
Messenger RNA from Fusarium pseudograminearum CS3096, 381 nucleotides. RefSeq lists its product as uncharacterized. Lineage: Eukaryota; Fungi; Ascomycota; Sordariomycetes; Hypocreales; Nectriaceae. The transcript is spliced from 2 exons. The record is from RefSeq and is a predicted model, not a curated record. Bases 1 to 381 code for a protein of 126 amino acids.